CCCAACACCCCCGCAAGGACAUAGCAUUAAGCUGUGAUUGCUCUGACUGACCAGCUAUAAUGAUUGAAGAUGGUUAAUUCCCAAAGACUGGAUUAUGAAAUCUUUAAAUGGAUGAGGUUGCUUGUGAAAGAUCGCGCCAGUGUGUGUGUGUGAUUUAUUUUUGUAUCAUUUAUAGCUUUUUUGUGUGUGUGUGUGUGUGUGUGUGUGUGUGUGGCCUCCCCAUGUCUUUCCUUUACUUGGCUUUCUGCCGGUUUGUAGGCAGCUGUCUCUGCAACUGAAUGUUUGUGAUGAAUUGCUGUCCGGGAGUUUGCCUGGUUCUCCAAGCCAGUCUUUCUCAAACCAGUCUUCGGGGACCCCCCACUGGGGGCUGGGAGGGAGCAAAAACGUGGACUGCGUGGGGCUCCCUGAGAACUGGCUUGAGAACUGCUCUUAGCAUCAAGACUCCCAUUUCUGUUUACAUUUACUGCCGAUUCGGGGUGUCCAAGGAAGAACUCUACCCACAUACUAUAUGUCAAGGGUUUCUUUUUCUCUAAUAGUGCGACUAAUCAAAUCCUAAAGCUUUAUCUAUAUAAAGAUCAACUGUGGAAUGGGGAGGAAAGUCGAGAUUUUCUUCUGUCCAAAAAAGGGGAUCUCUGGUGUACAGCUUUUCCCGGAUGCCUCUUGUCUCUCUCUCUCUCUCUCGUAAUCUAAUUUAAGUUUGACUGUAGAAUUAUAGAAUUAAAUAUAGAAUGUUUUAACAAGGUUUUUUGUUACUUUUGUUUGUUUUUGUUUUUUGUUUUUUUUUUCGUUUGAAUUGUAUGAAAUUUUAUAAAGCAUUGUAGUUUGCAUAUUAAGCUAUGUAUGGUGAAGACCACUGUGCUCUGACUGACCUGUAGCUCAAAUGUCGGAGGUGGCCUGGCAUUGCCCUGUCGCCGCCCUGCUGCUGGUUCAGAUUGCCGGAUCGAUUGUGGUCCGAAGCCCAUUGACUUCUGUAAUACGCUGUUUGGGAAGGCACAGAGUGGAAAAGUAAGGGAAUGACAGCAGCUACUAGCGCACACUUCUUGCCAAUCGUAGAUAUUCCUGUGUGCAAAAAGAAUCUGUAGACAGUUAAUUCUUGAGCUAUUUUGGAAUUGCAUGUAGGUCUCGUUUGUAAAUUGAAAUGUUUUGAUCUACAUUUUCAAUGUUUCAAAUUUCAGGUAACUGAAAUUGUCUAGUCGGGUAGGAAGUAAUAUUGCUUGGCUAUUCUACUAUUGUCAAGCUUAGUUGAUUAAGUGGUGGUACCAUAGAGUCCUGCCACUUGCUUUUACGGAGUUGCUGGAAGCUUAACUUUCCAUGGAAUUGGGCUUUGGACAGAUUUGAUUGUGUGGUACUUUGGGGGGAUGAUUAAUCUGUAGUCUCCAGAUGUUUCACUUCAAUUUGAGUUUGUUUGUUAUGCAGCCGGAGGUCUUCAUUCUUGUACUAACGAGUACUUUGCUUGUCCUCAGCCCUUUAACUAUACCGUUGGAGUAGGGACAAAGUCCCUCUCUCUGACUCAUAACACUGUUGGGUUUUCUUAAAUAAAAAAAGACACAGGUUUUUUUACACAGUUUUCUAACUUCACUUGGGUUCCUGUCUUGAAAUUCAUGAGAGAUCUGCAUUAAUAUCUUCAGCCUUUCCUUUUGGGUGGUAUCUGGAGGCUGAGAGGUUGGGUAGUGGUCUAAUGUGUAUAACCAUUCUAUGUGAUCAAGUUGUGUGUGUGUGCGUGCGUGCGUGCGAUUCAGGAAUAAUUCUGUGUUAUACUGUUGCUAAUUACGUGUGUCUAGUUUGUUGUAUUCACGUGAAGGAAAUGGCAAGUAACCUGUAAUACAAAUUAAUACAUUUUGAAUGAAGUUUGUCCUUAAAUAUUGGAUCUUGUCUUAAUCUUGACAGCCACCCUAAACACACAAGCCUUAGGGCUUCCUUGAUUGGACUAUGAUUGACCACAUUUCAAAGUAGUUGUUAAACAUUGACAGGAAACAGUCAAUGUUAAUGCAAACAAAUUAAGCCAUAAUUUAUUGGCAUAGGAUAAUCAGGAAAAAGUCAUUGUUACAUGCUUUUUUUUUUCUUUUGCAAUAUCAAGGACAUCACAUUUUUUGAUUGUAUAAAAUUUGCAAUUGAGGUCAUGGGCAAGACAUUCAACCGCAGUCACUCCAUAUGAUGAUGUGUUCAAUGGUAAGUAAUCAUGUUGAAGUUUUUGUCAUUUCAGUUGAAGAUUGGGGUAACACGGUGGUGCGGUGGUUAGCACUGACACCUCACACCUGGGGACCAGGGUUGCGUGUGUGGAGCUUGCGUAUUCUCCCUGUAUCAUUGUGGGGUUACCUCCAGGUAUGCUGGUCCCCCCCCCCCACAGUCCAAAAACAUGCUGAGAUUAAUUAGCUACCAAACUGCCCAUUGGUGUGCAUGUGUGAGUGAGUGAGUGGUGUGUCAGUGUGCCCUGUGAGGGGUCGGCACCCCAUCCUGGGUUAUCUGCCUUGCACCCAUAUCCCCGUCGAUUGGCUCCAGACCCCCUUUGACCCUGAAUAGAACAAGUAGCUUCAGAAAAUUGAUGGAUGGAAUUGGUGGUGAAAGGUGCCAGAAGAACAAUAUCAAUGAGGUUUUGUUUGUGUGAUUAUAAAUCUGGCUGUUCAUAAAUCAAACUUUGUUGCAAUGGUUACUGUCAUGUUUAUUUUCCUUUAAUAUUUACAAUGAAACUGCUCUUAAAUCAGUUGGAUCAAAAUAAGCUGUGAGUGACACAGACAACUGACAAUUGCAUACCAAUCACUUAAAAAUGUCCUUGCAUGUUCAAUGCCUUUCUUGCUAGUGUCACUAAUCAACUGCACUCUGCCACCCUCAUUAGUUUUUUUUUUUUUGCAUUGUUCUUUAGAUCACAUUAACCUUUAGGUGUAGUCUUGUUUGCCUGAGCUCAUGUCUGUGUUCUCAGCAGUAUAAUAUAGGGGGUAUUACAAGGUGGAUAAAGGCCUUACAUGAAGGUGAUGAGUCAGACAGAUCUUUGUAUAUGUCACACAGCUAAACCCUCUGUCCAAAGGCUUCUUUGAAUCUGUGGAUGGCAGCCUUGUGUCUGGGUACAGGAACCAUUCUGGGCUUACUAUUGGGAUACAGUGCUCUCGUUUUUCUCGGAUUGUGAAGCAGAAGGAUUAGAAAGCGCUUUAAUCUGAGUGCUUGUGCGCGUUGUCAGUCUCUCCAAUUCUUUCUGAGUUGCUCCAUUUUUCCGCUCGCAAUCAUGAUGGAUAUUGGUGGUCUGACCACUGUGGUGGCCAAUUCAGCCUACAUCUCUGCACGUGGGAGCUUUGAUGGAACAGGCAACCCUGCCGCUAACCGGGAUAAGAAAUAUCAUGCCAAGCUCAAGCUUCCUCACAUCACGGUGUGUGAGCACCUCCGGGAGAAGCUGGACCUGCAGUUCCACAGCAUGUGUGUGGAGCAGCCCAUUGGCAAGCGUCUCUUUCAGGAAUAUCUGGAGAGCACCAAUGAGUAUAAGGGUCCUGGUCUCUUGUGGAAUCACAUCGAGGAAUAUGAUACGAUGGAGGACAAGAAUCGCAUGCAGAAGGCUGCAAAGAUCCUUGAACUUUUCAUGGAGCCCUCAGCUAAGUACUUCUGUCCCUUUCUUCCGGAGAAUGGCAUCACCAAAGUCAAGGAAAAGCACCAGGAUGCUGCAGAUGACUUGUUUAAUGAAACUCUACAGAACGUGCUAGACUUCCUGAAGGAGGUCCCAUUCACCUUUUACCUAGAGAGCAUGUACUUCAAACGUUUCCUCCAAUGGAAGUGGCUGGAGAUGCAGCCUAUUGUUGACGACUGGUUCCUGGACUUCCGUAUCUUGGGGAAGGGGGGCUUUGGGGAGGUGUCUGCUUGCCAGAUGAAGGCCACUGGGAAAUUGUAUGCUUGCAAAAAGCUCAACAAGAGGAGACUGAAGAAGAGAAAAGGCUAUGAGGGGGCAAUGGUAGAGAAGAGGAUUCUUGCUCGAAUUCACAGUCGCUUCAUUGUGUCAUUAGCCUAUGCCUACCAGACUAAGACUGAUCUUUGUUUAGUCAUGACCAUCAUGAAUGGAGGAGAUCUCAGGUACCACAUCUACAACGUGGACGAGAACAACCCGGGAUUUGAUGAGCCGCGAGCCUGUUACUACGCCGCCCAGAUUAUCAAUGGUUUGGAGCACCUGCACCAGAAGAGGAUCAUCUACAGAGAUCUAAAACCUGAGAAUGUGCUUCUGGACAAUGAAGGCAAUGUCCGCAUAUCUGACCUUGGGCUGGCUGUGGAGCUGAAAGAGGACCAGUUCAAAAUCAAAGGUUAUGCUGGGACACCAGGGUUCAUGGCUCCAGAGCUACUGAAAGGAGAGGAGUAUGACUACUCUGUGGAUUACUUCACUCUGGGCGUCACUCUGUAUGAGUUCAUUGCAGCAAAAGGUCCCUUCAGAAGCCGGGGAGAGAAGGUGGAGAACAAGGAGGUGAAGAAGCGCAUCUUGAACGAUCCUGUGACGUACACUGAGAAGUUUAGCGAACGGGCUACAUCCAUCUGUGUGGGGCUGUUGGCCAAGGACGUGGACAAGAGGCUGGGCUUUAGGAAUGGGAACUGUGAUGAAAUCCGAGCUCACCCUUUCUUCAGCGGCAUCAACUGGAGGAAGCUUGCAGCAGGCAUCCUGCCACCACCAUUUGUCCCUGAUUCUAAGACGGUAUAUGCCAAGAAUAUAGACGAUGUGGGGGCCUUCUCCACAGUGAAGGGCGUGGCUUUGGAAAACACCGACAAGAGGUUUUUCAGCGAGUUCGCCUCGGGCAAUAUCGCCAUCCCAUGGCAGGAGGAGAUGAUCGAGACGGGCAUCUUUGGUGAACUUAACCAGUGGGGCCCUAAUGGUGGCCCCCCCACUGACCUACGUCGUGAGUCCAUCCUGGAGCAGCCACCUAAAUCAUCCACCUGCUGUAUCUCAUAAACUGCACCUUGGCAGUAUCGCCAUUUAAAGGUGUACACCCCAUAAAUGAACUUGUAGUGAAUAAAAGCUCAGAAAAAAAUAUUGGACUGAACCAAACUGAACAAAAAUGAUGAGGGCCUUAGACUGUUUGGACACCCCUGGUUGUGAUGGAAUUUUUUCAACAGAAGGAAAGUCACCAGUGCAACUAUAUAUAUAUAUAUAACCUUGGCAUUAGACAUUACAGCAUAUUUCACCGAGAAGCAUGAUAAAAAUGAGUAACUCUGGUUUAUUUUUUGUGUUUUGUAAUUAGGAAAAACUGAUCAUUUUUAGCUUUACUGUGAAGAAAUGGUUAAUGUUUCCUGUAUGUUCACAUUUGAGAGGCUAUACUCCUCUGAGAGGACUGAAGAAUGUGAUGCAAUAAAUUUUAAUGUUUUGCACCCUGUUAAACCAUGCUUAAAAGCAUUUAUAGCAUGGUAUUAUCAUGGACCAAUCAAUACAUUCAAUGCCGGUCAAACCCAUGUGGCGCCCUAUAGGCAAACUUAACCGGAGCGCCGCCCGAGACAAAGUGAAAUCGGCGCCCCCUCAGAAGAUGACGCCCUAGGCGACCGCUUAUGUCGCCAGAUGGGCUGACUGGCACUGGACACAUUUCUGAACUGUGUAACUAACAGGUGCCUGUGCCCAGCUUCUAAAGGUCGUGGUUUGCCAUGGUUUGGGUUAACAAUAAGUUACAGAAGUUUGUAUGUAGCGUCUGCCCGUACUGCUUAACAAUGAAGGCAUUUCAUGCAGUCGUUUCUCAAGUAAAUGGGAGCGCCAGGAACCAAGAAUCCUUAUUUUACUUGCUUAUCUGCAAGACUGUGACUUGUGAUUCGCGUAUUAUCAGGAAAAAAGUGUGGAUUUAUCUAAAUGAGGAUAGAAUAGACGCUACAAUCUCAAAAGAUUUUUUGGGGAUUAAGCAUCAAACGUUACUUUUGUUAUGCAGCCUAGACAUUGUGAGCUGUGGAAAUUCAUACACUAAACGGCUUGUUUGUAGAUAUGCUGUUAAAUCUCAGAGUGCAAUAAGAGGAAAAUAUUUAUUUUCCAUUUUAAAUUCUAGGAGGAUAUUUAGUCUACAGUCACGCAGGUUAUUUUUGGUUGUAUUCUUCAGGUGUUCAUUGCCUGGGAUAGUAUUUUUCCUGAUAUAAUCAUUUAUACUGUACUGGUUGCAAUGUUCUAUGCAGUUUCGAAAGGGAAAGGUGAUGCUGCAAUUUAUCUGGAAUAGUAUUACAUGUUUUUCAAUAAAAAUACCUUUGUGUGUA
Messenger RNA from Paramormyrops kingsleyae, 6186 nucleotides. RefSeq names its product G protein-coupled receptor kinase 1 a (gene grk1a). Gene Ontology annotation, cellular component: cytoplasm. Gene Ontology annotation, biological process: protein phosphorylation; regulation of opsin-mediated signaling pathway; visual perception. NCBI's taxonomy places the organism in Eukaryota, Metazoa, Chordata, Actinopteri, Osteoglossiformes, Mormyridae. The record is from RefSeq and is a predicted model, not a curated record. Gene Ontology annotation, molecular function: ATP binding; rhodopsin kinase activity.